Oreochromis niloticus (Nile tilapia) is the source of this 6752-nucleotide messenger RNA. It is a transcript of the gene grin3bb, whose product is annotated as glutamate receptor, ionotropic, N-methyl-D-aspartate 3Bb. The coding region runs from base 1613 to 4780 and encodes 1055 amino acids. Gene Ontology annotation, cellular component: membrane. Gene Ontology annotation, molecular function: signaling receptor activity; ligand-gated monoatomic ion channel activity. Lineage: Eukaryota; Metazoa; Chordata; Actinopteri; Cichliformes; Cichlidae. Gene Ontology annotation, biological process: monoatomic ion transport. The record is from RefSeq and is a predicted model, not a curated record. The transcript has 9 exons.
UUUCAUGUUGUCAAGCUUGUGUGUCAUGUCUGCGUCUCUCCAUGUUUCCUGUUUUACUUUGAGAGUCUGGUGUUUCCAUGUUCAAUGUGUUUUGUUUUACUUCCCCUAUGGCGUCAUGUUCAUUCGUGUCAGCUGUGUCUCCCCAGGUGUUUCCACUUCCCUCAUUACCCUCUCGUGUAUUUAAGCCUUCUGUCUCCUUCUGUUCUUUGAUGGGUCGUCUGUUUAUGUCAUGUCAAGUCAGGUCAGGUCACAGAAUCUUUUUGUUCACGGUUUAGGUUCCUGCUCACGUCAGGUUUAGUUUUCUUUAUGUUCAUGUUUCACAUGUUCCUGUUCAAUUUCAUGUUCUUGUUUCAUGUUCUAAUUGUCACAGUCGUUUAGCUGCUCCCAGUGUAGAUUUAGUUGAGUUUUUCCCUCGUUUUUCCUUAGCGGCGUGUCCCACUGUGACACUCUACUGAUUUGUGUUGAUCUUUUAAGUCCACCACAUCAUUUUUACCCUGGUUUAAACUGUGUGAUUAUAGGUUAGGUGUAAGCACAAUAUAAAAUACUUAAAUGUAUUUAUGACGUGUAAAAACAUGUCUUUUAACCUCCAAAGCUAAAACUCUGCUUUGGCUGGCUGGAAAAAAGGCUGUCCUGAGCUUCAUCACUCCUCUGACCAGCUCUCGAUGUUACAGUGGGUCAAUUCAGAUGCUAGAAAGAUUUUUUUUUUCCAUCCUCUCUGAAAGGACCGAGUUCAGGCUGGGUGUUCCUCAUCAAAGUUUAAUUUCUAUGCUGAUGAUGAUGCUCUUUCUGCUGAGCGUGAACACAGACAAUCAAUAACCCCUUCCACGGUGAAAUGCAGAAUGAUCUGAGACUCUCUCAGCAACUCCUCUGUAAAGCGGCCCAUCCUGCUUCCUGUUUUGUCGCUGAGGUGGAUGCUUCUUGUUGAAUCUAUUAUGUUCAGCUUCAGUCAGAUGCAGGUUUCUAAUGUUUGGCUGUAAAUGAACUCAGUUUGCGUUUCAGCUGUGAAUCUUUCAUCUCUGCUGUCGUUUUAUCUCCUCGUUUUCAUCUUUUAUUCAGACCAGCGUGUGUGCUUUGAUCUCAUUUCUGUGUUUUAUUGAUUGACUUUGUUCAGACUCUGAGCAGCGGCACACCUCCAUCACCUGAAACGUCACAGUUUUUCUUCCGCAUUGCUGUUAACGCUCAGUUGAAUAAUGAAACAUUCACGUUGGUCUUAGCGGCUCUUCGGUGAGCUUUAGCUUUCGAAACGGAUGGAUGAUGGUAUGUUUAAGGUCUCACCUGUGUUUCCUGUUGGGAGAUGAUCUCAGGUUUCACUCUAUAAAUCGGAGAGGGUAGGUUUGUUCUUCUCACAGUUCUCCUGUAGGAUGACAAGUUAUCAUCCAAACAGCUGGUCAGAAAGACCGGGAUGGUUCCCGGAGUGCGGCGCGUCAUUUAAGUCUGCAGGGAGCCGAAAGCCUGACGGCUCCAAAACAACAAACAGACCUCAGAGUUCACACUUCAGCCUCACCUGCAUCCACAAGUCAGAGCACUGCCUGGGAAAGGUGGAGAAGAUGCAGAGAGCUGCAGCUCCGUGCUGAAAAAUACCACCUGUAUCCAGAACCGGUUCCACCUGCAGAUGGCGACGGGUGUUCCAGAGUCGGGUCUGUCUGAUCUGCUGCUGACGGUUCUGCAGCGGUCCGGUUGGCGGGAGGGGACCGCCGUGCUGUGUCGGGGCUGGGAGGAGGCUCGGGGUCUUCUGCAGCUCCUAGACCAUCACAGCAGUGCAUCGUGGGAAGGCGGCAGGAGGGUCACCUGGCACUUGCGAGCCUUGCUGAACCUGACGCAGUCGGCUCACGAUGACACGCAGAUCCACGACUUCCUGUCUCGACACUUCCGACAGAACCAAGCCUCACCAGCCUCAGUGCUACUGUUCGGGGCCGACCCGCAGUGCGCGGCAGCUGUGCUGCGCAGCGCCCAGGACCUGGGGCUGACGUUACCCAUGGUACACUGGGUGCUGGGUCAGCCGCUCAGCCCCGACGUGCUGCACACCAUCGGGCUGCCGCUUGGCCUACUGGCCUACGGUGAGGUGGAACGGAAACCGCUUGACUACUACGUUAGAGACGCCCUGCAGCUCAUCACCAGGGCUGUUGCUGCGGCGACUGCGGUGAGGCCGGACCUGGCUCUGAUCCAGAAUACGAUGAACUGCUACGACAAACCCAACAAGCACGAGGUGCUGACCUCAGGACAGUACCUGUCCAGGUUUUUGUCAAACACAUCUUUCUCUGGACUCACCGGUCCCAUCCGGGUCCACCAGAACUGGUCUGAGGUUAUAACUCUGCAGCGGUUCCAUAUCUGGAGUCUGCGGCGGGACGCACUGGGUCAACCCACCUGGGUGACAGUAGGCAGCUGGGAGGAUGGCUCGCUGCAGGUGGAGGACCAGCAAGUGUGGCAGGGACCCAAGCCUCACCACAGGAUGGAUGGGAUGGGUGGGAGGACCAGGGGCCAGUGGAGGGCAGGGUUGCCGGUGGCAGGGAGUCGGGUCCGGGUGGUAACCCUGGUGGAACAUCCCUUCGUGUUCACGCGGGACGUGGACGACGAGGGCAGCUGCCCGGCCGGUCAAUUCUGCCUGGAUGCUGCCGCUAACAGCUCAGAGACCCUGGAGAGAUACUUCAGGGAAGUGGCAGGUGGAAACAGCAGCUCGCUGCCCAGAGACUACACCAAGUGCUGCUAUGGAUAUUGUAUAGACCUUCUGGAGAAGCUGGCUGAGGACCUAGGCUUUGAGUUUGACCUUUACAUCGUCGGAGACGGAAAGUAUGGAGCUUGGAAGGGAGGCCGCUGGACCGGGCUGGUGGGAGAUCUCCUGAAUGGUCUGGCAGACAUGGCUGUCACCUCAUUUAGCAUAAAUUCUGCCCGUAGCCGGGUGAUUGACUUCACUUCGCCCUUCUUCUCCACCAGCCUGGGCAUCCUGGUGCGCAGUAAGGACACGGCGGCCCCCAUUGGGGCCUUCAUGUGGCCCCUGCACUGGUCCAUGUGGGUGGGCAUCUUCCUGGCGCUGCACAUCACUGCACUUUUCCUCACGCUCUAUGAGUGGAAGAGUCCUUAUGGGAUGACACCUCAUGGGCGCAACCGGGUGAGGGUAUUCUCUUACUCAUCGGCUCUCAACCUGUGCUACGCCAUCCUGUUCGGGCGCACCGUCUCCUCUAAGACCCCAAAGUGCUGGACAGGCCGCUUCCUGAUGAACCUGUGGGCCAUCUUCUGUCUGCUGGUGCUGUCCAGCUACACCGCUAACCUUGCUGCUGUCAUGGUGGGAGAGAAGACCUUUGAGGAGGUCUCAGGGAUCCAUGAUGCCAAGCUGCAUCAUCCGUCACAGGGUUUUCGUUUUGGGACAGUGAGGGAAAGCAGUGCGGAGGAUUACAUGAAGAAGAGUUUUCCAGAAAUGCAUGAGUACAUGAGACGCUUCAACGAGCCAACCACACCUGAAGGAGUUGCCACCCUCAAGACAGAUCCUCCUCAGCUCGAUGCAUUCAUCAUGGACAAAGCUCUGUUGGAUUACGAAGUCUCCAUCGAUGCUGACUGCAAACUGGCGACAGUCGGGAAACCGUUUGCCAUUGAAGGUUACGGUAUCGGCCUCCCUCAGAAUUCUCCUCUGACAUCCAAUGUCUCCGAGUUCAUCAGCAGGUACAAAUCCGAUGGAUACAUGGACCUGCUGCACGACAAGUGGUACAAAGUGGUUCCGUGUGGGAACCGCGUGUUCGCCGUUACUGAGACUCUUCAGAUGGGCAUCAGUCACUUUUCCGGACUCUUCGUGUUGCUAUGCGUCGGCGUGAGCGGCGCUUUGCUGACUCUGGCAGGCGAACAUGGUUUUUACCAACUCGUCCUGCCACACAUCCGCCGCCGUCAGAACCUAAAGUACUGGCUGCACACCUCACAGAAAAUCCACCGAGCUCUGAACAUGACGUACGAGGACGUGAAGAGGCAGCGAGCUGAGAAAGAGAAGAGCUGUAACCUGCACAAGUCUCAGCCCUCUCCGGCCCCUCCAGCUCCGGGAGCUUCAGCCAAGUGGAACAACGAAACGAGCAAGGACGCCGCUGCCGCCGCUGCUGCUGCUGCUGCUGCCAAAGAUGCCAGAGACUUCAAAAGAGUCCACUUCAACCUGGAGACGCUCAACACCCGCCGUCUGCUUGCUCGUCUUGCAGUCUCUGAAGCCAAGGGAGGCAGCGCCAUGGCUGAGAGGGAGGGACCGGCCAAGCCGAAGGUGGGGCCAAACAGCAGCCUGUGUGAGAAUGGAGGACCGGCGGCUUCGUUCACCAACCUACUGCUCACGCUCCCCUCCUCAUCCUCCUCUGCAAGACCCAAUGCUUCUGCACCAUCCCCCUCAGCUGUGGCACUUCCUCCGCCUGCUACUUCCACCCCUGCCCCCGUUACCAUAGCCCCGCCUGCCUCAGAUGCCCCACCCCGUGCUGCUGUGGCUCCGCCCCGGCCUGGCGAGCUGGAGGAGCUGGAGGAGGAGAUCGAACAGAUGAGGGAGAAGUUACGGACAGCUCUGGCAAGGAGAGCUGAGAUUCAGACGACUCUAACCAAACCCACUGUCACAGUGACAAGCACCCCAUCAUCCGUUACCACGACAACUAUUAUGGCAACCCCAACAACGACAGGAGCCACGCCCAUUCCCAUACCCACCAUUACCCCAGUAACAACCCUUCCUUCCAACAUGAAAUGCGUAACGACCAUGACCGACCCGCCUCACAAAGUCCUAUCUAAAGUCCGGCCCCUCCACAGCAGACUGGCCAGUCAGAGGAGGUGAUGUUCUCUGGAAAGGUCACACGACACGGCGGCCAUUCUAAUCAGCAGUGAGGAAAAAAUUUGUUCCUUUUAUUUUUUUUUUUUACUUUCUCAAGUUCUCAAAGAAGUUGAUUGAGAAACAUGAAAGAAACAGAAAACAUCAAAGAGCCCUGAAGCUAAUCAGAUGAUUGGUUACCUAAUCAAUAUUUUUAGGCUGGAUGAAAUUAUUGAACCCCUUAGAGUUCAAACACUUUAUAUUUCCAGCUAAAAUUAGAAAUCCUGUGAAAACAUUAAAGAAAAAAUGAAAUUGUUUCAAUGACUUUAUAAAAUAAAAAUUUACUGUUGAGAAAAUAUGCUAAUUUAAAUCCAUAAAUCUUAAAAUGAAAGUCAGAAGAUCAGGCAACAUCCCCCAAACCUGAACCUUUAUUAUUUCACACAUUUCAAAGUUUGAAUAAUCACUCAAAACCCAGUUAUUUUAUACACUAAAUUUAUUAUUUUGUAAUAUUAGUAAUUAGUAUUGAAUUAGUAUUACUGUGAGUACAGUUUGUUUUUCAGAGUUUUUUACUCCUAAACCUCAAAGACAAUCUAUUUAAAAUAUUUUAAUAUGAUAUAUUUAUCACUUUAAGAGUGAUAUGUUUUUUUGUCAAUUAAGUGCUCAAAUAUAAAAAAAUAAAUUAUUAUCUUUUAAUGUUUUUCAGUCACAAGUACAGCUUGUGAAGUCUAAAGUCUGUCAGAUAAAUUAUGUAAACUGAGGAAGAGAAGAAAACCAGGACGUGAGCCUGAGGUACACAGAAUUUAAUGAGUUCUUCGUUUGAGCCAAAUACAGAAUAAUGUAGCAGUUGUAUUAUAGAAGUGCAUAUUCCUAAAACAAAACCAGAGACUUAUUUUUGCAUAUUUUUACAUAUUUAGUAACAAAACAAAUAAGUUUGUAUAUAAUUAAAAUAGCUGCAGUGAAUCUAAAGAUUUUAUUCUUUAUUUUUAUAUAAAAUCAGAGUCUGAUGUUCAGUUUCCACCUCUGACUGGUUAAAACGGCCGCCGUGACAGAGACUGAAGAGCAUUUCUGGAACUUUCUAAAACUCUGGUGGUGCACAAAAAGCAUGUCCACUCUCUAAAAAAAUUACAAGAAGUACACAUACCACCAGACACAACAUGAACAAUAGAGCUGUUUCCUGUUGGGAGCAGAAACGGUGGUGUUCAUGCAAUAACAUAGUUGUUCUUCACACAGGCGCAACUCCUCUUCAUGUCACAUGAACAUGGUUAGUGUAAGCUGUAUGCCGAAGGUUUUUAUUAGAUUCACUUCACUACAGACAUGAAACCUUAAAUGUUCCCACAGAGCCUGAACCCAUCCCCCUUAUGUGACUUUAACCCAGCCACCCCACCCCAGCAGCAGCGCCCCCUGCUGUGUCGACACUGGCAUUUCCAGUUUGUUUCCAUCAAAAGUUAAAGUCAGGGUGAUGGACAUUGCUAUGAGAAUGAUGAUCUGCAGUCAAGCCCUGAAAAUCUUAGAAAUAUGAGGAUGGCAGGAUGGCUACUCUGGAUGGCAUUACCUUGGCCUCCAGUAACACUGUGAGUAAUCGCUGAGUCGUUUUUGACCAGGAUACGUUCUUCAGCAUCUACAUUAAACAAAUAUUUAUCUUUCUUCAAAUAUGUUUCUUAGAAACGCUGAACUGCGUCACUUUCCAAAAUAAAGAUGAAGAAAUGUUAAAAUUCUCCAGAAAACAUGAAAUCUUAUGUAAAACCUUCAAAUGGUCUGAAAAGUUGAGGAUGUUUUCACUCUGUUUGGUACAUUUACAGGUUUCUCAUAAAAAAGAAAGAAAAAAAUUAAGUCAUAUUUUAUUCAUUCAUUGAGUUUGUUUUUCAUCAGUUAAACUUAAAUCUGAGAGAUGAGCCUGACUUUUAACUUUCAGAUAUUUUACGGAGUUAAAUCCAUUAUUCAUCCUGUCAUUCUUCUUAAGUGUUUUUAUGAUAAUUAAUAAAAUCGACUUUCUAAUGAA